CCCUCACAUUUUGUUGUUACAACCCCCAAAAUGUGGCUUUCAUCCACGCACAGAAGUUCUAGUGCCUACUCUGUGCCUUCUUUGUACGUACUCCGUAUUUCUUGUCCGUUCAAUUCGGAGAAAUUCUCCGCGCGUGACGGGUCUUGGCUUAUUUCGAUUCCACUGAUAGGAAAAAAAAUUAGUACGGGCCGGUGAGCGAGAGCUAGUAGUCUUUGAUGUGGCGCACCACGAGGUGAUUCGUGUGAGUCGGCGGAGCUACGACUACUCGAAUUCUAGUGGUGACUAUUAAAGACGCCUCCGAUCGUCCUCGUCUCUUAGUACUAUUCGUAGUACGGCACUCCGUUCAAUUUCCGAAGGACUCUCACGUAGCAAAGUGAGCUCAGCGGACUCUCCGCUGGAGCAUGAUGUGUUAUACUAUAGUUCCUAGUAGCCGUGAAGCAACUUGGAGUCACCAGAACGACUACCAGUCCUACUAGACCAAGAAUAGUACAGUACAUUAGAAGUAAUACGAGCCUCGUAGGCCCCCUGGGUUCUCCUCAAUGAUCGCAAGGCCCGACCCUGCGCGAAUUCGUUCCUCGCUCAUGUCUCGGGGCUGAACGGUCGCAAGACCCUCACUUCUGCGAGAAGCCACGUGAUAUAAGGUUGGUUAUGAGACGUCUCAAAACCAACCUUAUAUCACGUGUUUUGAGACGUCUCAAAACCAACCUUAUAUCUCCUCGCUCAUGUCUCGGGGCUGAACGGUCGCAAGACCCUCACUUCUGCCAGAAGUGCUCGCCCGGGCCGGGAGCAUCGUUAUGACACGUCGCGGAGGAAGUAGCAGCAGCCUGAGAACGUGUGAUGAUCGCAACACGGCUCGCAGCGACGGAGGACUCCGACUCGAAGAGCCGGAAAGCCGUUGCGACUCCGACUCCCACUCGGACUUCGACUUGGAGUCCCAACGCAACCCGGCGCGUAGUAACCUGGCGCCUUCGCGGCGGCAGCGGCGAGACUUUCCCCCGCCGCCGGCUCCUCCGGAACAGCCACUUGCGCGCGUCGCACGGCGUCGGACGAAUCAUGAGGCGACGGACGGCCCCGGACCGGGCGAAGGAGAUGAUGACGACGUGAGAGAAGAGGCCGACGGCCCGGCGGAGGAUGCGGCGGAGAAUGCGGCGGAGGAUGCGGCGGAGGAUGCGGGGGAGGAUAGGCGGGAGGACGAGGAGGAGCGCGGCGAGAUGGAGGAGCGGGAAGCAGAAUGUCCCGGUGGCGCUCAGGCGGAGGGGGGGGAGGGGGAGGAGGAAGUGCAACGUGUACAGUCAACGCUUUGCCCGUCUUCUCUCCAUCUCAACCAAGCCCUGGUGGCGGCCUCUGCCGGCGGCCCCAGCACCCGCAAUCAAACCUCCACAACCGGCAGGGGGGUGGGGGUCGCUGGCGUCGGUGGCGGUGGCGGUGGGGACAGCGGUGGUGGUGGUGGGAGGUGGGACGCCGUCGGUGGGGACGCCGGCCCGUUGGUGGGACGCGAGACGCCGGCCGGGGGCGUUUUCAGCGUGACAGUGUCCUCGGGGGAUGCUCAAAAAGUUGUUGUCGCCGGUCUCGGUGGUACUGACGCCGUCACGAUCCCAUCCGUCCCUCCAGCAUGGGAGCACUGUCACUGCCCUGAAUCUCCGGCAAGGAGUCCUGUUCGGCUCAUGGACCCAGGUCACAAUGUGACACUGCCACCGCCACUGCCACUGCCACUGCCACUGGCAGUGUGUGAGGACGAGUUCCCGCCUCACGCCGGUCUGUCCUUCACGCCCCCUCAGUCCCUCACUCCGCCGCCGCAAGGAGGCGAUGACGCACCAGCCGCCACUCCCGCUACUGCCGCCACUGGAAGUAUCAGCCCCCUUCCAGCUCCCAUACAAUGGCACGCAGCCACGCAUCCCCCUUCGCCCGUUCUUCCCACCACUGCCAGUACCGCAGCCGCCACUACCACCCCCAAGGGCGCCCAACCGCCGGUCACUCUCAGCGCGCAUGCUGACACAUCACGCAGCAGCUCCAGCACCAAUAAAACGAGUCCACGUCGGAGUGAUGCUGCUGGCAGUGGGUGCAGCAGUGACGACAGCAGCCAGCGCAGUGGGGUGCGGGCCAAGAGGAGCCAAGAGAACGGAGGCGGCGACAAGAGAAGGCGGGGCAAGAGACGAGCCGAGGGCUCUGACGUUGGUGGUGUUGCUGCUGAGGCGUGGGAUUCUGAGGGGAUGCAGGUGCAGGGUGCGGUGGUACGGGCUGGUGCUUGUGCUUCCCGUGCUGGGAUUGAGAUGGAGGUUGCUGAAAGGGUGAGGGAAGAAGCGGCAGCAGCCGCAGCAGCAGCCACAGCAACAGCAACUGCAGGAGCAGCAGCAGCAGCAGCAGCAGCAACAGCAGCAUCAGCCCCCGACGAGGGAAACAACGAGGCAGCAGCAUUGGAAGCAGGAGGAGGACGCUCGGCUUCUCAAGCACAACCCAGGCCGGACCUGGGCCCAUCCACCCUACCAGAAGUAGAGCAGCAACAACAACAAGAGCAACAACAGCAGCAGCAGCAGCAGCAUCAACAACAGCAACAGCAGCAGCGGCAGCAGCAGCAGCAACAGCACCCCCAGCACCAGCAGUCGUCCCGCAAGCCACGAGUGAAGGGAGCGCAGGGCGGCCCGGACAACAGCAGCCACUCAUUCCGGGGCGUGCGGCAGAGGCAGUGGGGAAAGUGGGUGGCCGAGAUCAAGGAGCCUCGGCACCGCAAGCGCGUGUGGCUGGGAUCCUUUGACACCGCUGCGGAAGCUGCUCGCGCGUACGACCACGCCGCGAGAGUGUUCCAUGGGCCCCGCGCCAAGUGCAACUUGGCAGCGGUGGGCGGGGGGAAGGCGUGGAGGGGGGAAGGGAGGGGGCGAGGGAGGGGACGAACGAGAAGUAAGAGUGAAGAGAGUGGGAGUGGUAGUGGGAGUGGGGGUGCUAGUCGGAGUUCCAGUGUGGGUGGUUGUGUGAGCGGCAGUGGCAGCAGAAUCUCUGCUGCUACCUCCUUUGCCCCACGCAGGGGAGACGUGACCCCUGCUGCACACACAAGGGGAGGACGAGAAGGAGGGGGAGGAGGAGGAGGAGGAGGAGGAGGAGGAGGAGGAGGAGGAGGAGGAGGAGGAGGAGGAGGAGGAGGAGGAGGAGGAGGAGGAGUCUUUGGAGGAAGCAUGCGGGCGGGAGCUGAACCACUGGAGCGCCGUUCUGCAGCCAAGGGCGCAGUGGCAGUUCCACGGCCCAUGGAUCCACCACCCCUAGCAGCUGAAACGAACACUGCAAGUCAAGUUCUAGUAGGCAGAGCGGGAACCGAUUCAGCAGGUGUUACGGAGCGCGGUGCACCGCCUGCAAACCAUUCAGCAGCCACACCCCCAGUGUAUUGUGAGUCGACUAAAACCACAGUGGCACACCAGCCUGCCACUCCGUUGCCAACCCAACUGGUCGUUCCAACACCCACUAGUGCCCCCCCUCCUCCAGAUGUGACCGCCCAACAAGCACCUUCAAGGGAAGGACCGGACUGGCCAUCACCAGCACGGCUACCCACAGAAGCCUCGGUAACAGCAGCCUCGGUAACAGCAGCCUUGAUAGCAGCAGCCUCGGUAGAAGCAGCCUCGGUAACAGCAGCAGAGGCGGCAAUCGCAACAGCAGCAGCAGUUGCGGCAGGUGCAGAAACUUUCCACAUGCGAAGGAGAUCAGAGAGACCCGCAUGGCCGGACAGCGUCCCCCAGAGCCCUUCUCCCACUGCUACUCCUGCUGCUGAUCAACGCACGCUGCCGCACCUCCCUGGACCCACCCCUGGCCUGUGCAACGCACCGAGUCCCCAGCCUAGCUUUGGCUCUGCCCCGCGCUUGCUAUCCUUGCCCAUGGGGGCGAGUGACGGCCGGUCGUGGGACGGCAGCUGCAGCGGCGGAGGCAGGGAGGUGGGAGGGUUGCAGGGUGGUGGGAGCAUGGGCAGUGGGAGCAUGGGCGGUGGGAGCGUGGGCGGUGGUGGGAGCAUUGGUGGUGAUGCGAGCAUGGGCGGUGGUGGAAGCACGGGUGGUUGGAGCAUAGCUUGUGGUGGCGUGGAGUCGUGUGUGGAAAUGGCAGCACAGGCGGCAGAGAGGAGCGCAGCAGCAGGGGGAGGAGGCAGCACGGGCAUGUCAUGGUGCGCUGCUGGCCCGCAUCGUCACAAUCACCACCACCAACACAUGCAGUGUGGCGGCAGCCUGAACCCAGGCCACACAAGGCCGCGCCUUCUCACCAUCCCCUCCUUCGCCCUGCGAGCCUCCUCCUCGUGCAGGCCGUCCCUUCUCCCGCCCCAUUUCCCUCCUCAGUAUUGGUCUCCGUCCCCUUUUUCGUCCACUUCAGCCACGGAUUCUGCGUCUUCUUUCGCCCGGUUCCCUGGCGCGGUGCCUUUUCCACCGGCCUUGCCUGUGCCCAACACCCACUCAAAGCUCUUGCUCGCCAGUUCGGCAACAGCAAGAAGAGCGGGGGUAGCAGGAGCAGGAUCAGGAGUAGAAGGAGCAGCAGGAGCAGGGGCAGCCGGAGCAGCAGCAGGGGCGGGAGCAGGCAUAGUAGAUAAGCCAGCAGGCCCUGGUGCGGAAGCAGGCGAAAACGCAGCGGGAGGUGGGAAAUCCCCUGUCUUCUCUGUCCCGUACGCAAGACCAGUGGAGAUGGGCAAAAUUCCCAGCACUGGGCCUGGCAGUGGCACUUGGAGCGGCUCUGGCGGUGCUGCUGCCAUGGGUGAGGGCCCUCGCCUCCUCUCCCUCCCUCCUGACCUGUGGGUUCCGACACAGAAGCAGCAUGAGAAGCAGCAAGAGAUGCGGCAGACUCAGGAGAGGCUGCAGGUUGAAGGACGGGAGACACAAGAGGAGCGCAACGAACAGCAAUGGACACAGGAGGAGCAGACACAGCAGCAAGAAAGAGAGCAGGGGCUGCCGAAUCGAUUGAGAGAGAUGACUCCAGGAGCAUCAAGCGCAGCACCAGCAUUACUCUUGCCUGCACCGCCACUCCGGCCACACGUCCCAGUGCCGUUGCAACCCCUUUCCGAUGCCCCCUCCCGCGUGCCAUCACAUGGGUCGUCAUCACCAACAGGGUCAGCAGCCAUGCAGCAUGUGAUCAGCUCACUUGCUGCCUCCUCUUCCGCCUCACCACUCUCCGCACCCCUCACUGCUCCCAUUGCGGCUCCUGCUGCCGCUCCUGUGUUCCCAUCCUCCCCGCAACCUUUUUCCACAGCGCCAUUCUUGAAGCCUUUUCACCAAUCCACCCACUCCGUGCUUCACCGAAGUCCCCUCUCUCUGCCUCUACACCAAUCCACACUCUCCUCCUCAUCGUCUCACCUAUUGUCGUCACCAAAGCAACCUCUUUUCCAGCCAGGUCACUUGAACCUUCCCUUUCAAUCAGCACCUCAGCGCACUGGGUUCAGCCCCCCACUCUCCCCCUUACCUACAUACAUGCCGCUACAAAUGCCCAUAAUGUCAUGGGGUACUCCCACGACUGCUCCUACUCCUACUCCUGCUCCCAUUCCUGCUCCUGCUCCUGCUACUGCCCCCCCUCCUCCCCCUGCGGAACCACCACACCACCUACCCAACACCGCUGCCGGCACCACUGCCAGCAGGGCUGCCACCGAUCUCACACCCAGCUUCCCCUUCCAGAACAUGCUGGACAUGCAGGGUCCUGGGGAGUCGUCCUGUGUAGACGGCCCGUUCGGAAUGAGCCCCAUGGACGCAUUCGCAGGGAGGUUGCUGCUAGAGCCGGAGCCCGAACCAGAGGCCGAGUCCCACCGAGUGUACAUGGGAGAGGGGCCUGAGAUGUCGUGGGAGGAUGUGCUUGGGGGGGACUCGUGGAACGAUAUCUAGUGGUUAAGCUGCAGCAGCUUUAUGUGGUGUCAUGUGACUUAUAUCACACUCUCAGAGCUGAAGAGAAGAGCCGUAGUGCGUGAUAGAGAGUGGUGCAGAGUGUUACAGUACCAUGAUGUGGUUCCAGCAGAGCAGAGCUGUUAUGGCUAGAAAAUGUUGCA
Closterium sp. NIES-67 is the source of this 5992-nucleotide messenger RNA. NCBI's taxonomy places the organism in Eukaryota, Viridiplantae, Streptophyta, Zygnematophyceae, Desmidiales, Closteriaceae. The record is from the annotation of a GenBank genome assembly.